AUGUACUCCUCGUCGGAGUUGGCCUUUGGGGCCUUGCUGCUCAGCGGCUGUGCCCUCGCCCACGGGACAGUGUCAGGGAUUGAGAUUGACGGGAAAUUCAUCCAAGGGUAUAGCCCCAACCAGCAGUACCAGAACCCACCACCCCAGGUGGUCGGCUGGUCGAUCCCUCAGGACCAGUCCACCGGCUUCGUCGAGGACAUCAACAGCCCGGAUGUCAUAUGCCACAUCGGCGCCACGCCGGCCCCAAUCACCGCCCCAGUGACAGCUGGCUCCAACGUCACUCUGUUCUGGACCAACAACUGGCCCGAGUCGCACCACGGGCCCAUGCUGGACUACCUCGCCGCGUGCCCCAACAACGACUGCGCAAACGUCGACAAGGCGCAGCUCAAGUUCUUCAAGAUCGACGCGGUCGGGCUCAUCGACGGCUCCAAGCCGCCGGGGACCUGGGGCUCGGACCAGAUGAUCUCCAACAACUUCUCGUGGACGACGACGAUCCCGGCCUCCAUCGCCCCGGGGAAAUACGUGCUGAGGCACGAGACCAUCGCCCUGCACGAGGCCCAGACCGAAGGAAAGGCGCAGAGCUACCCCCAGUGCGUGAGCCUGGACGUCCAGGGCGGCGGCUCGGCGGCCCCCGAGGGCGUGGUCGGUACGGCGCUGUACAAGAAGGACGACCCGGGCUUGGUUUUCAACAUCUAUACCGAGCAUGCGCCGUCGGAUUACACACCUCCUGGCCCACCUGUCUUUACGGGCUAA
Messenger RNA from Diaporthe citri, 753 nucleotides. RefSeq lists its product as uncharacterized. The coding region runs from base 1 to 753 and encodes 250 amino acids. NCBI's taxonomy places the organism in Eukaryota, Fungi, Ascomycota, Sordariomycetes, Diaporthales, Diaporthaceae. The record is from RefSeq and is a predicted model, not a curated record. The transcript is spliced from 2 exons.